Messenger RNA from Strigops habroptila (Kakapo), 3588 nucleotides. RefSeq names its product decapping mRNA 1B (gene DCP1B). Gene Ontology annotation, molecular function: mRNA binding; enzyme activator activity. Bases 388 to 1986 code for a protein of 532 amino acids. Gene Ontology annotation, biological process: deadenylation-independent decapping of nuclear-transcribed mRNA; positive regulation of catalytic activity; deadenylation-dependent decapping of nuclear-transcribed mRNA. Gene Ontology annotation, cellular component: P-body. Lineage: Eukaryota; Metazoa; Chordata; Aves; Psittaciformes; Psittacidae. The record is from RefSeq and is a predicted model, not a curated record. The transcript has 9 exons.
GUGUGUUGUUCUCGGAGGCAAAAUGGCGGCGGCGGUGGCCGGGGCCGCCCUGCUGGGCAAGGGGCUGGACAUCAGCCUGGCGGCGCUGCAGCAACAGGACCCCUACAUCAGCAGCAUCGUGGACGUGGCCAGCCAGGUGGCGCUAUACACCUUCGGGCACCGCGCCAACGAGUGGGAGAAGACUGAUGUGGAGGGAACACUGUUUGUUUACACAAGGUGAGGAUCUACUGAUUCACAUCUGCAAAUGAAACCUGUGGAUAUGGAAAAGCUAGCUAGGAUGGACCAUGGCUGCAUGAAUGAAAUGCUCCUCCUUGUCAGGGGUGAAAAAAACCUGAAAUUGGUAGAAGCAAAUAUGGAUCGGCUUCUCCAAGGCAUGGUUUUACAAUUAUGAACAGACUGAGCAUGGAAAAUCGAACAGAACCAAUUACUAAAGACCUCGAUUUCCAGCUGCAGGACCCUUUUCUACUGUACAGAAAUGCCAGAUUGUCCAUAUAUGGGAUUUGGUUUUAUGAUAAAGAAGAAUGCCAAAGAAUUGCAGAGCUCAUGAAAAACCUAACUCAACAGGAACAAUUCAAAGCAAAGCAGGGCAUGGGCACAGGAGUAUCCCCAAUGAUUAUGAAUUCUGCUAAUAACAAAGAAGUGGAUAUCUUACGGAUGCUUACCAAGGCCAAAGAUGAGUAUACCAAGUGUAAGACCUGCUCAGAGCCAAAACAAAUAACCAGUUCCUCUGCAAUCUAUAACAACCCCAACCUGAUCAAACCAAUUCCAGUGAAGCCUAGUGAAAAUCAGCAGCAACGAGCAUCUCAGCAAAGCAAGAAUGUGGAUCCUGAACCACAGCACUUGUCUUUGACAGCACUGUUUGGAAAACAAGAAAAGACAGAUGUCUCAGAACCGCUUAAUAAGCAGCAUCAAGAGAAUCUUCCUGUUAGGCAGGGUGUGGUACGUUCACUGUCCUAUGAAGAACCUAGCAGGCAUUCACCCUCUGCAGAGAAACAGCUUUGCCCUGCCAUUCAGAAGCUUAUGGUGCGUGGGACAGACCUUCAUCCACUUGCUGAGUUUCCUGAGAACCGACUUUGUGAAAAUGGCAAUAUCCACCCUGUGGGUGAGACUUUCACAGGACUCUUCCAACCUGUGACUUCUCAUGGUAUUGCAGCAUCUCAUGUAGUUCAGGAUACUGCUGGCACUCAGAGCUUAUUGCAGAAAUUACAAAGUCAGUCAGGGACAGUGACUAAAAUGGACGCCAAUGCAAUAGGAUCUGUGAACUCAACAGCUUCUGUGUUCAGUAGGACUCCUGCUCCUGUUGGAGCACCAGCAGGAACAGUAAAUAAUAUGAGCCAGCCACCUUUGGUAUAUUUCAAUGGUUCCCUACCAGGCCAGACUUUAGAAUCUCAGACAGUUGGUAAAGAACAAUCCAAACUUCCUAGGCAGCCACUUUCUCUCUCUGGCAAUCAAGCAGCCAGUUCUGGGGUGAUUUCACCUCAAGAGUUACUGAAAAAACUCCAAAUAGUGCAACAAGAACAACAGUUGCAUGUAUCCAGCAGACCAACCUUGGCAGCUAAGUUUCCUGUCGUUACUCAGAAUACCAAUACAUUGAAACCACUGGAUUCUUGGAUCGAAAAGGCACCGGGUGCAGAAAAACAGAGCGCGCUCUUCCAGGUAAUCUCACCUCAACGCAUUCCUGCCACUGUGACUCCUACUUUGUUGAUGUCCCCCAUGGUGUUCACUCAGUCCACAUCUGCUCCACCAAAAGCAAAUGAAAGUGGGCAGUUAGCAGCAGCAAACCAAGAACCUGCUGCUAGCUCAGCUAACCUUCUCCUGCCACUGCAAAACCCAGAGCCUUCUGUGGUCAACAGCAGCUCAAUGACGAAGAUGCAGCUGCAGGAAACACUUCUACACCUGAUCCAGAAUGAUGACAACUUCUUAAAUAUUAUUUAUGAAGCAUAUCUCUUCAGCGUGAGAAAGGCGGCAAUGAAAAAGUCUAUGUGAAAGAUCAUUUUUAAAUUCAGUAUCUUCCUGAACUCUAGGAAAAAGGUUUUCAAAUUUUCAAGUACGUUUAUGGUUAAAGAAAUGAAUGGUCUUAGGCAUUUUGCAUACACGUAGAUCUUGCUGGUUGGCAAGUACGUGCUGUACUGAGAAAGAAGUGAGCGAAAACGGAUUGUGCCUUCAGGGAGGGGAGCGUCACGAUACUGAAGACUUAAUAACAAAAUAUCUUAAAUUAUUUUUCUUAUAUUGGUCCAUACUUAGAAUUGGUUUCCUUGCAUAAGGGCUCAGUUCUCAGAAUUCAGCUUCCUUUUUUACUUGCAGUGUGGUUGGUUGUUCAUUGACUAGGUAUUUGACGUGUUUCUCCGAGACGUCUGAAGGUGCCCAUCUCUGACCACAUGGUGGCAAUGUUGGACUAUUUUUAGGAACGUAAAAACCCGAGUGACAUCUCGGAAGGGAAAGUCUUGGGAAGGCUGAGCUAUCAUCGCACUCAGCUGACUGCAAAGCAAUUUAGAUGACAUGUCAUGACUUUCCCCCAAAUUUUUGUAGAAAAAUCUUUUUCUAUUUUAACAAGAAUAUUUUUAGCUAGCUGUAGAAACGGGACUCUGCGGGUGUUUUGAGGAACUGGGGGGGAGGGUUUGUUUGUGAAUGUACUUGCUAUCAGCAUAGCUCUGGGGUGGCACUGGGUUCAUGUUUGUAUUAUUCCAGAUGCAAUCUGCAUAUUGGAUAAGCAAUGUACAACUUUGUUAAGGGGAAUGCUACCUGGUGUAAAACUCCUAUUAAAUUUUUUUAGUAUGUUCCUGGAGCACAGUGAUUUCAUUGAUCCGCUUCUAAAGAAAAUAAAAUAGCUAUUCCCUACUACGUGCUGAUUUAAUUUUAUUGUACCGUGGACUAUGUAUUUAGAAUUGUUGGGUGAUAUGUAUUUGUAUGACUUUAAAAUGUUUUUACACUUGUCAGAAGACUGACAAGGUUUUAAAUCAAUUAGAAUAAAUGACUGAGGUAAAUUUUACGUAUAAUUUUUAUUAGCAUCUGCUACUGAAGUGCCAGUUUAGUACAGGUUAGGAACCAAAAGUUGUUGCUGAGGAGGCAUUUCUUUUGUGGGUGCAGAGAACCCAAUCUGUACUCCAUAAGUGAGUAUACACUCUUCUUUACUAUGGGCAUUGGUGUAGGCACAGCUCAGUAGCUUCAGUAGUGAAGGUUCUUCAGUGUAAAUUUGGAUGCGGGUUUCGAUUAGUAUAGUUGUAAUGAUUCAAGCACUUGCCCCCACCCCCCUACAUGUGGCCUUUCUCUAGUGCUCACAUUCCUUGCGAAAGGUUCUAAAUCAAUAUUAAAAAGAAAAGUCAAGAGCUACUUUCUUUAUAGUCAAGUGAAUAACGCCAAGAGACUCGUACCUACAAAACUGCUAGACUUUUCCCACACGAAGUAGCUUGUAGAAAGCAAGUUGUAUUCUAGUUCCAUUUUGUUACCAAAAUCUUAUGAUUCUUUUAGAUUCAGUGAAAAGAACAUGUUGAGCAAAUACCAGGAAGGGCAGAUUUAAAGAUAGCAAGUCCUAAUUCUAAUCUUGUAGCCAUAAUAAUUUAUGUAGCCAUUAAAGUUUAUGGGAUUGUA